UCAUUGCUUAUAUUGCAUUCUUAUUACAGAGUUCUAUAUACUUCUAUAUAGAAGCAUAAUUACUGACAGUCCCUGUUGGCCUGCUUCAUGUGUUUUCAACUUUUGGUACCAGUACCACGAUCCAUGGCAAUGAGCACUGGACCUGCAGGAGCCACGGUUGACUUGAUCGAUGAGGCGAGCCCGAAUCGGCCUCCGCCUCCGCCUCCGCCCCCACCCCAAUCUCUCUUUCUUCUGCUGCUCCUUCGAGUCCUAAACUAAUGCGGGUAGAUGAGAAAAAGGGAUUCGAUAGGGGGCCGGAAAAUAUCCGCCUUUAUAUAUAUAAAUAACAACAGUCAACAACCCAAAACCCCUGAGGGGACGUCCCCGGCGACGACGACGGUCCGGACUUAGUCGAAUUGAUUCGAUGCAGGGCGGCGACGGCGGCGGCGAAAUCGAUCGCCGGCGACCGGACUCCACCAUGGAUGACGAGGAGAUGGAGACAGACGUUCCUCCAUCCGUCCGCAAGAGGAAGAUGGAGGAUCAGCCGAUGGAGGAUGAACCGGAAGAGGAAGAGGAGGAGGAGGAGGAAGAAGAGGUAAUCCGGGCGUGCGUGAUUGAGGGCAGCAAGCAUGCUGACGGAUCCAUCUACAGGCGGGACACGCACUUCUGCCACAGAGACUACUGGCUCAAGGACACCCGCGAGACUCCCAUGAAGCCCAGAAUCUUUGUGGAUCCAGUCACCAAGAAAAUCAUAACGGAGAGCAUAUCACUCCACGGAUGCGCCCUGAUGCAGAUCUUCUCGCUGAAGCUAACAAACCACUCCGCCAUUGCCCCUAACGCCGCCGGUCCGAUCAUGCUGUACGGCUUCGUGGCUGCCCGGGACCUCCUGCUGCCUCUGCGCAACUACGUCUUCAACCGCACCCGCGACGAUCCUCUCGUGCUCCACCGCGACCCAGACGACCCGUCCUCGCCGCUGCCGAUAAAGAUGGCCAGCCCUAAGAGGGCCAUCUGUCUGCAAGUUCGUGCCAUGAUCGAGUAUGACUUGCGGAUCAAGCGCGCGGCGACGGAGGAGGACGACGACGAGGACAAGGACCUGCAUCUCAUCGACGGCGCCGCCACCUUCAGCGAGCGGACCCCGUUCCACGGGACCUACACGAGCCGGAUCUGCGGCGACCAUGGCGCGGCGGUGGACGUCACCCUGGCGCUCCUCCGCCACGCGGUGGAAGCCAGGAUACAGGUCAGCGUAACCAAAGUGCCGGCGGCUGGCCUGAGCUUCUCGCUGUCCUGCUAUAGCAGCAGGAUCGCGCACGAGAUCGAGCUCUUCGACGGCGUCGUUGAUCGGCCAGGGAACAUCAAGCAGGGAUCAGGCGACGUCGUCAGGAGCAGCUUCGUGGUUGCUGUGGUGCACAAGUCUCCUCUGAUCCUGUGCUUUUCGUGGUUGCUGUGGUGCACAAGUCUCCUCUGAUCCUGUGCUUCAAGGUUGCGAAAGCCGGCGGCGGUGGUGAUGACGCGCAGAACGGCGGCGGCGGCGCUGCGAUUCAGAGUCAGACUCACAUGCGUGGCUACCCAGCUCGAGGGCGUGGGAGCAGCUGGGACUGCAUCCCACUUGAUUUCGGCCUCGGCUCUAUA
Messenger RNA from Sorghum bicolor (sorghum), 1608 nucleotides. RefSeq lists its product as uncharacterized. Lineage: Eukaryota; Viridiplantae; Streptophyta; Magnoliopsida; Poales; Poaceae. The transcript has 2 exons. The coding region runs from base 404 to 1444 and encodes 346 amino acids. The record is from RefSeq and is a predicted model, not a curated record.